AUGUCAGAAAAUUUUCUGCUUAAACCAAAAUUUGCUAUUUUAACUUUAAGAUCUACUAAAGGAUACAUUGAUAAUAUUGGAAAGCAUCGCUGGGAUGCCAAGUUUUAUUCGGAAUUUAUGCCCAUUAAAUCGUCGGGUUCACUUGCAAGAGAUAUAAGAACUGCACUUUUUAAAGUAUUUAAAAUUCCUGAAAUCAAAACAAAUUCAGGUGAAAAAGGAAAGGUAUUAUUGAACGAGAAGAGAAUUCCAAAAGAAAUUGACAUCUUGGAACUUCAAGAAGAAUCCAAAGAAAAAACAAGCUAUAAUGAAGGUGUUGAAGAAACUUCUGAAGAUAAUGAUGAUGCAAGAUUAUUUGAAUAA
Messenger RNA from Rhizophagus irregularis DAOM 181602=DAOM 197198, 360 nucleotides. NCBI's taxonomy places the organism in Eukaryota, Fungi, Glomeromycota, Glomeromycetes, Glomerales, Glomeraceae. The record is from RefSeq and is a predicted model, not a curated record.